GUUGAUGGGAAACUCUCCCACAAAACUAGUAUUUAUUUGCCGAGCGACAACCAAGGAGGCUUUUGCCGGUCUGCCACUGGCGGGAAAGGAACGGAGAGCAGACGGGCAUUUGGAAAGCGGUCGAGAGCAGAGAGAGAGAGAGAGGCCCAAUUAGAGAGAGAACGAAGAUUUGGACCCCAGUUUUUGGAGUUAACGGGAUCCAGGCUGAAAAGUUUGUUUUCUUCCCUACGGAGGUGAUUGCCAAAUCGUUUAUCUGCAAAUUUCUGCGCCCAGAAAAAGUGAGAUAGUUGACUUUGAGCACUUUUGAUGCCUUUGAGAGCUCCAGCUCCAGCAUCUGUAAACACGAUGUUUCCCACUGGUAAGGAUCAGACUUUUUUUCCUUGCUGAGUUCAAGGUGGACAGAGAGCGAAGGCUGAGUGGAUGUUUUCCGUGUCAGGAGGUGAACUUUCCCAGCAAGCGGCAAAGAUAAAAAGAAUUGUGAGGGUGCUCACCGCCCCCACCCUCAAUCUGUUUUCAAUUCCUUGUGUGCGUGGUUUUGUUUUGCUAUUUCGUCCCUUCACCUGCUGCUGAUUUGAAUCUAGAGGUCUGAAGACGUUUGGGUGAGGAAGGAGACUUAAAUGUGAAAUACUGGGCAGGUGUCCGCUGAACUCCACCAGUCAGUCAGAUUCUGGGUUUGUAUCUUCCCAAGCUGCUGUUAUCAAGGAGUAACUUCAAACCGUGAGUUGUUUUGGCUGGGCAAAACCUGAUCAACCAUCUGUUCCAAAGGAGCAUCAAAUUUGCUCACCGUGAUCAUUCUCUGCCCGUGAACGGACUCAGUUGGCCAGGCAAGGACUAAACUGCAUUGCACAUUUCGAUUUUUUUAAGAGGCGAAAGGAAGCGAACCACAUUUCUCUCCAAAGACUCCCAGGCAUUUUGAUUUCCCUCUCUGGAGGGGGUCGUCUCCCUCUCUCUCUCUCUCUCUCCCUCCCCCCCCUCUCUCGUCUUUCCAUUUGAAAGAUGUCCGGCAAAGCCAAGAUGAAAUGUUGGACUUGGUUAGUUUUGGCAGCUUUGGUGUGCCAAGAGUUUUCCCACAUCCGAGUAGCGGUGGCCAAGAAAGAGAGAAAGAAGCCGAAGGAGCCUAAUCAGUACACAGAGCCUUUCAACGGGACUCUUUCCAACAGCGAAGAACUCAACACACACUCCAAGAUGCUAGAGUCCCCAGACCCUCGCAUCACUGACCCGCGUCGGACGUGGAUUUCAUUUGUACAUCGUCCUGAUGAUGGCAGCAACUCCAAAAAGAAAUGCAAAGGCAGAGAUAAGAAAUUACGGGGGCUUGUUGGGCCUCCAGGACCCCCUGGCCCUCCAGGCCCCCCGGGGGCUCCAGGGGCAGAAGUCACCCAGGAAGUCUUGCUGCAGGAGUUCAAGAAGAUGUUAAAAGAAGCCACCGAGCGGCGGGCCCCUCCUGCUUUGCCAACCCCUCUGAGUGAGGCGCCCCCCUUGCUGCUCUCCCUGGAGGAGGCCACUCCCUACCGGCGAGUGGAGGAGGCUUUUCACUGCAAACUCAAGGGCCAGAUCAUUGUGGACAAGAAGACCUUGAUGGAACUCCAGAACUUCCAGAUGCCUUCGGCCAAAGGAGCGUUCCUCCGGGGAUCUGGCUUGAACUUAACCACCGGCAGAUUUACAGCAUCUAUAUCUGGCAUUUAUCAGUUUUCGGCCAACGUCCACAUUGACCACAGUGAGCUGAAAAGUAAACUACAGCUUCGAGCAAGAGACAACGUCCGGGUGCUGAUCUGCAUCGAAUCCCUCUGUCAUCGCAACACGUCUUUGGAAGUUAUUGCUGGUCUGGAAAGCAACAGCAAGAUAUUCACCGUUUAUGUCCACGGAUUGCUGCAGCUGCAGCCUGGACAGUACACUUCUAUCUUUGUCGACAACAGCGCCGGUGCCCCUGUCACCAUUCAGAAUGGAUCCGAUUUCAUGGGGAUGCUGGUAGGAGUCUAAUCCCAGAUGACCCACAACGCAGGGUGGCAGAGGGGUGAAGAUGCAACCGAGGACCUGCCUGUCCGUACUUUGCCGCCUCUGUCCCAGGAGAUCACCUUCUCUUUGCUGUUACGGUUCUCCAGCUGAGUGACGCAAACAAUACUUUCCCUUCUCCCCACGGCAUAGCAAUAAUUCAAGAAGAAGACAAAAAUCACGGGAGGAGAACAGUUCUUGCCACUGAACCUAAAAGACCAGAUCUAUUUCAUUCCCAGUACAAUAUAUUCACAGGAUACCUUCACUUCCUCAGUGAGAUCCAAAACUUUGCUUUUGCUUUGGGAUGCAGCGUUUUGUUUUUGAAAAGGCCAGCCUUCCAAGGACAUCUAACUCUCAUCUGAACUGGGGCGGGCGGGCUUGGUGCACUGUGGGUAAGUGGGUCGCUGAGGGCAUAAGAAAAACAAAGGUGGCUCCACAGCAGAGCACCUGCUUUGCGUGUAGAAGGUCCUUGGUCCAGCCUCCAGCAUGAUUUGAGAAACAGCAAACUCCCUUCUGAAAGGAUUCCUGUUUUCUGAUUCCACCCUACCUAAUUGGUUUCCUUUAGAAAAGAAAAAGCCCAAAAAGCUCUUUGCAAUUUAAUGCAGAACCCUUUUUUUAAUCAGCCUUCCCGUUGCAGAUGCAAAAGCGUGUCCCAUAAAAAUGGAUGGAGAGCAAGUAAGUCCAUUGGACCAGUUAUUCUCUCUGGACAUCAAUUGGUGGUGGGGUGGUUUCCCCCCCCCCCCAAUCAGUUCCUGGCAGGGAACCUAUGCAGGCCCCUCCUGUGAACCACUUAGACCUUCCCAGAGGAAGCAAAGGAAGCAACUAUAUGGUUGUAGCCCAUGAUGUCCCACUCAAAACAGACCCAUUGAAAUUAAUGGACUGAAGCAUCCCGUUACUGUCAAUGAGUCUACUCUGUGUCCAACUAGCAUUGGAUACAACCCAAAACGAAUGGAACAGCUGCAAAGUUAUUCUAACAGGUGGGUUGUGAGUCGCAGGAAAAGCUGAUGAAGGAGAGGGGAGUCCCCACUUUUAGAAUGGGGUUUCCUCCAUGCAUCCUUCAAUUUCUCCAUCUUCACCGCAUCCCUGAAUUUUGUUGACAUUCCAGCCCUGCUUUCAAGUGAUUGUUGUCGGAUUGUGUGUGUGUGUGUAUGUGUGUUUGUGCUGGCUCUGCCUGAGUUGAAAAACAGUUUAAUAAUUAUUAUAAUUGAGAAGAGAACUGUAUAUUAUUUAAAUUAUCUGUGCUUGACCGCAAGUGCCCAGCCUCACUAUAUACAAAGGCUGAGGAAGGCAAGUCUGGAGCUAUUUGUAAUUGGUGUGAUGUCGCCAGAGUGAUUUCUGACGGGACUUUGCCGCUCUUGUUCCUGGGGGGGAAAGAGAAGGGGGAUACGCUCCCACCAAGCGCAGCCUCCCAAACAGACAGAAAGGAUGUGUUUGGGCUCAUCACAGCAGCUGGCAGAUCUCCGCUAACUUCUUUCCAGAGACUUUGACAUGCAACUGUGGACUUAACCAUCAACACCCAUCCUGGACCUUCAAAGGCUCCCCCACCCCGACUGCUUAAAAAUCACGCCCCCUCCAGGCCUUUUGUUGGGUUUCAAAGCAACCCCAUUAGGGCAGGACAAAGUGUUACAAAUCCAUUUCCCCCCUCCCGCACCCGUAUUAUGAGCUCUCAUUCGUCUCCUAACCUCGUCGAUACACUUCUCUGCCCUCCCUGUGCAGGAAGCAGGUAGCGAUUUAAACAGUCCACACCUGUCCACUUUGAGCAGGGCAGAAUCCUGCUGGAUAGCUCAGUUGGUUAGAGUGUGGUGCUGUUAACACCAAGUUCGUGGGUUCAGUCCCCAUAAGGGGCAGCUCAGGGUCCCUUCCAACUCUGUGAUUCUAUGAAAUGUCAGCAGUGGGCAAAGAUGGAUUUAGCAGCCUGGUCCUGGCAGGAGAGAUGUCCACCAGGGGAGCUGUCCAGCAAUGACCUGGUGCUGGUUCAGCAAAGCUUUUACAUUAGCCAACAGACUUGUGGAGACGGAGUGUGUGUGUGUGUUAUAGCAGGCCAGCUUUUCCUGCCUCUUCCUGGCUCCUCAGCAGGGCCCUGUUGCGUCUGCCUCCCCUAAAGUGGGGAGAGAUAAAUUUGGUUCAUUUUACAUUUUGAUGUGCACCUACCUGGUUUGCACUCCCCAAGACAACGUGUACAUCAUGGCUAUCCUUUUAAAAUCUCUGAAUUUUGUGGUGCGGUUCUCAAACCAAAAAAAGAAAAGAAAAAUGCAUGUAUUGGGGGGAAAUAGCAUCGCAAAAGGCAUCAUAUUAAGGAAAACAGCUUGCGAAAACAUCUGCGUUCAGCAAAACGGCAUACCAAAUAUAUAUAUGGGUGGAUUAGAGAACCUGCCCACUACCACACAAAUGAGUUUUUGAGGAGACCUUUUAAAAAUGCAGAAAUGGACCACUUGAGAAUGGGGAAAUGAGAAACCAAAAUGGAAAGAUUGGCCCACCCCAGUUCCCAAGGAGGGAUGAAGGAAAGGAGGCCUGCUAAACACACACUCCAUCUCCAAUGUUGGGGUUUGGCACAGACUUGUUGCUUCUGCUUGUUCAGUCUCAGGAGGGCCAGGGAAAGGAUCUGUGGCUAGGUGGGGAGUCCCAACAGGAAGUACAUUGGGUUCCUUCAUGUUUCAGCCCGCUAGGUGAAGGCAUCACCUGAGGUGGUGGCCUCAGAAUGGGGUCAUGGGAAAUGUAAUUCCCUCUGAUCCCAGUCUGUGCUGGGAGCCAUGGUAAGGACUGGGUUUCCCUCUUCUUUGCAGGAGGACCUAUCAUGCUCAGGGGCCAGGCAAAGAACACAGAGCAUUGUGACCAAUGACCAUGGGGACAUGGAGCUGCCAAUUUGGGCAACGGCUUCUUUUAUCUUGCAACAUUUAGUCCUGCCCUAGAUCUUUUACCAAGCGAAACAUUUCCUACAAGCUGGGUGAUUUAUUUCAAUUUUAAUUUGAAUAAGAGUGUGGUGUGUGUGUGUCAAGAAACGGGGAGAGGGAGAUUUUUUCAAGCAAGCGCAACCCCUCUAGUAGAGCCUCUUGCCUUUAUCGUCUUAUGUUUUAAUAAGAUAUAUUAAUAAAUCUGUAUAUUUAGUCACCUUGUAUACACAGCAGCCCUCGGGGCACGCAUUUAAAGCCAUAAACAUAUCAUUGCACACUGGAGGGGCUGCCAAGCAGCCUGGCAUGGGAUCGGCAGGCUGGCAGGGAGAGUGCUGACUUAUUUAUGGGCCUGGCUUGGCAUUGACUGCGAUGAAAGCUUGUGAAGGAUAAUGUGGUGCAAACAGUCUCUCUACUGCACUGUUUUCAGUCUGACUUAAAAGCUCUAGGUUGCAUCCAGUGCUAGUUCUGCUCAGAGUAAAGCCAUUGAAGUUAAUAGACAUGGCUAACUUGCAUUCAAUGGCUUUACUCUGUUUAGAAGAGAGAAUUCAGCUCUUCAUUUUUCUCAUACAAUCCUAAUGGAUCGUCUUCUAUGUUAGUCCAACACAAAGUAGACUCACUAGGCCUUAUCCAAUGCAGCAGCUCUGCUGGUGCACGGGAUUUAAAUUUGCUAAAUGUAUCUUCCUCUCUCUUCCCUCCCUGAUACCCUCUAAAUUAGCUCUGAAAGUUUGGGGGACCCUCCAGAGCAGAUUUAUUUGGGGUUGCUUAACUAGGUGGAGAGGAAACAGAGAUCUUGUUGCACCAGCAGAACCCCACUGGGUUCAUCAGUUUCAUUGGGUGGUAUUCAAUGCUCAGAGUAGACCCAUUGAAGUUAAUGGGCAUGACUAACUUUAGAUUCGGUCAUUUCAAUGAAGGACUUAGUUGAAUACAGCCCUGUGGGUGGUAAUUAACCAAAUGUAACAGUCGGCCUGUUGAAACUAAUGUACCUAACUGGUUAAAUAAUUUUAGUAGGUCUAUUCUGAGUGAAACUUUAUUGAAUGCCACCCAGUGGGUCAGCUCAGAGUAGGACUUUGUUGGAUACAAACCAAAAGGAUUGCAAUAUUUAAAAUUGGGGAUUUCUUACCUGGGAUUGCACAAGAAUUCUAAGAAAUCAAGGCAGUUUAGAAAAGUUCAGCGCACCAUCUUGAUUCAAAAUGGCACCCACUUGUACCCAAGCACAAACCUGCUCCUUGAUCUCAGGAACCAUCAUGCAAAAUUUGGUUACAAUGGCUUUAGAGGUGUCCAAAUGCGUCAUGAACAGGCAAAUAACUUUCCCAAACGUGUAACAAGACUAGCAACCUAUUUCCCAGCAUUGCUUGGCAACUCUAAGAAACCGAAAUGUCAGUACAGUUUUCAAAUCACUUCUUAAAAUGCUGUGCAGCUUCCAAAGCUUGGCUCUGCCAUUUUUGAUUCAAAGCGGCUUCCAAUUCCAAAACCUGCUCCACAAACUCAGGAACUGUUACAGGAAAUUUAGCAAUGACAUCAUUGCAUCCAUAUCAGUUCCGUUUUGAGAAGUCCGGCCCGCCAUCUUGAUUCAAGAUGCCUUCUAAUUCUAUCCAAACAUAGAUGAAAGCCACCUUCUUGAUUUCAGCAACGGUGACGCCAAAUUUGGUGACGACAUCUUAAGAGAAAACAGGCAGACUGACGAACAACUUUCCCAAAUAUCCAAGAUACAGAAGAAUAAGACAGUGGUUAGGAGAAGGAGUCUGGUGCCUUCCAAGUGUUGUUGGACUCCAUAUCCCAUCAGUCCCAGCCAGCAUGACCACCGGCCAGGGAUGAUGGGAGUUGUAGGCAGGUGACGUCUGGCGGGUUCCUCAGCCCUGGAGAGCAAGAGCCUGCCCUUCAAGACUCAAUUGCUCUCUCACUUCCUUUCAUCCUGUGCUUCCAGCAAACCAUGGUUUGCUUGAACGAUGGUGUAGCACAACACUGGUUAACCCUAACCAUACCCCUUCCAAUGGUACACACCCCUGAAAAUAAAGGGUGACCACCACACUAAAUAAAUGGCACCUUCAAAAAAUGAUCCUUGGGGUGGAGCCUUUGGGGAAAUCUAAAAAUGGGAAUAGGGAACCCAAUGGAGCUUCAAGAGCUCUAAUAAGUUCCACCCCUCAACCCAUGGGAAGGACUGCAUCUCAGUAGCAGAGCAUCCCUGUUUCAACCCCUGGCAUCUCCAGGUAAGGCUGUGUGAUGCCCCUGCUGGAAGUCAGUGCAAACAAUACUGAGUUAGGCAGAGCAAUAGCCUGCCUUAAUGUGACAGCUUCCUAUAAUUUUAAGGGAGGGAUGUGGCUCGGAGGCUGAGCUGCUUUGCAUGCAGAAGGUCCCAGGUUCAAUCCCGAAUGGCAUCUCCAGGGCUGGGAGAGGCUCUGGUCCUGAAAUCCUGCUGCAGGUCAGUGCAGACCAGGUGUGGGGAAACCUUAGCUCUUCAGAUGCUGACAGACUACAACUCCCAUCAUGCCUGCCCAUUGACCACACUUCCUGGGACUGAUGGGAGUUGUAGUUCCACAGCCUCCAAAGUCCCCCCACACUUAGUGUAGACAACACUGAGCUCGAAAGGCCAACGUCCCCAUGUUUUCCGAAACACAUCUCCCUGAAAACAGCUGAAAAACGCCCUCCUCCUCCUAGGUUGCAGAUGGGAGCGUGUGCGAGAGAACUUUUUGACUCGGCCCUAAGGGGAAGUAAAGAGCUGUGGAUUUUAUAGGUGUUGCUGGACUUCCAUAGGCCCCAGCUUUUAUUAUGAUGGUGAUUUAUUAUGAUUUAUUCAAUUUAUUUUCCGCCCUUUAUCAAAAAUCAUAGGGCAGUGUACAACAUUAAGAACGUAUUUCACGGCACAUAAUAAUAAAAGACAUAAAACAAAGCAUAGUAAUAGAAAUAAUAAUAAUAAUAAUAAUAAUAAUAAUAAUAAUAAUAAUAAUAGAAUCAUGAUGACAGUCCCCUGCAUCACC
Messenger RNA from Zootoca vivipara (common lizard), 7855 nucleotides. It is a transcript of the gene C1QTNF12, whose product is annotated as C1q and TNF related 12. Gene Ontology annotation, molecular function: hormone activity. The record is from RefSeq and is a predicted model, not a curated record. Gene Ontology annotation, biological process: positive regulation of insulin receptor signaling pathway; positive regulation of D-glucose import across plasma membrane; negative regulation of gluconeogenesis. Lineage: Eukaryota; Metazoa; Chordata; Lepidosauria; Squamata; Lacertidae.